UAAACUGGUGAACGAUAGCAAACGCUCAAACUCACUCGCCGAACCACGACCUUUAGUCAAUAAGUUAAAAUUAAUCACGCUAGACAGUAAACAAUACGCUUAGCCGCUUGCCGUGACAGAAAACUAACUAUACAUAGGAAAACAUAUCAUUCAGCGUUAAAAACUGUGCAAUGAGCAGCUCCAAACCGAUUGUCAAAGUGAAAGAGGGAAGUUUGCAAGGGACGCUGUGCGAUGGUGAAGACAACUCAAAGUUUUAUUCAUUCAAAGGGAUCCCUUUUGCUCGGCCACCAGUCGGUGAUUUACGAUUUCGGAUUCCUGAGCCUCCUACCCCUUGGGAAGGAGUUCGCGAUGCAACCAAAGAAUGCACUUUUAUUUCGGCCCAGAUGGACCACGCCACCGGGUCGGUGAAGGGCGGAGAGGACUGCCUGUAUCUGAACGUGCACACGCCAGCAUUGGGAGGGAACUGCCUCCUCCCCGUCAUGGUUUACAUCCACGGAGGAGGGUUCAUCUAUGGUCGUGGAACAGAAGACUCCGGGCACGGACCAGAUUUCCUCAUAAACAAAGGCGUAGUGGUCGUCAACAUCAAUUACAGACUGGGAAUACUUGGAUUUCUUAAUUUAAACCUCAAAGAAGCGCCAGGGAACAUGGGGCUACGCGAUCAAGUGAUGGCUCUGAGGUGGGUCCAACAAAAUAUUGCACAGUUCAAUGGAGAUCCAAACAAUGUGACCAUAUUCGGAGCAAGCGCGGGUGCAGCCUCCGUAGAGUAUCUGGUUUUGUCUAAGAUGACAAAGGGAUUGUUCCAUAAAGCUAUUUCCCAGGCCGGCUCCUCACUUAUCCCAUGGGCUCUGAACAGGAAUCCAAUGGAGCUAGCUUUUAAGGUGUCCACGAAAAUGGGUAAAAACUUUCAAUCAACGGAGGAAUUGUUGAAACACUUUCAAAAUUGUAAGCUGGACGAUCUUAUUAAAGUUUCAGAAGAUGUGAUCACAUCUGAGGAGUGGAAAGGGGGUAUAUACUUCGGAUUUGUGCCCACCGUUGAAACACCAGGUGAUUGGGAGCCGUUUUUGGGUGAAUCUCCCGAAUUGCUGCUGAAACAAGGAGAUUUCAAUAAGGUUCCCUAUCUUGCUGGUUGUUGUUCACAAGAAGGACUUCUUAUGCUGUACGCGCGUCCUCAGGUUUUUGAAUCAUUAGCAACUAGCAAGAAUUUUCUAGACUUCCUGACUUUCAACAUCGACGAUGAACACAGAUCCAAUGUAAAAGACAAGUUGAAAGAAGUAUAUUUGACUCACGAUGGAACCGAUGACUUUGCGGUUAACUUUUUCACCGAUGUGGACUUUUUAGGUGGCACUUAUUACGCCCUCUCAUUGAUGUCAAGGGCUGUUUCUCCUGUAUACAUGUACCAUUUUUGCCAUGAGGGUGAACUGAAUAUCUUGAAGAAGAAGUUGAACAUAACUCGUGCAGGAGUCUGCCACAGCGACGACGGAGGGUACAUCAUGAGGGAUGACUUGUUGACGAAAUCUCCUCCAGAAAUAGACCGCUUGGUUCGGGACCGAAUGACCGAGAUGUGGACCAACUUCGCGAAAUAUGGAAAUCCAACCCCGGAAAUUAAUGAAAAGAUAACGACGAAAUGGGAGCCCUUCGUCGAAGAUCACCCGGUGUACCUGCGGAUAACCGACCAACUGAAAUUAGAAGAAAACCUAUUGCCAGAAAGAAUCAAACUGUUCCGAGAACUAUAUGAAAAAUAUUACCCAUAGCUACAUACUUUACUACUUACAUACAUACAUUAGUAUGUAAUGUUACUGUAAAAUGUAUAUCGGUAUGGUAAGAAAUAUAAUACUGAACAAAUAAAAUAGUAUC
Plutella xylostella (diamondback moth) is the source of this 1854-nucleotide messenger RNA. RefSeq names its product juvenile hormone esterase. Lineage: Eukaryota; Metazoa; Arthropoda; Insecta; Lepidoptera; Plutellidae. The record is from RefSeq and is a predicted model, not a curated record.